UAAGAACAGAAUAUAUUGAUACGAGCUAUGGCUUGGCCGGCUUUGUAGUCAUUUUAUUUUAGUCUCAAUACAAAUCAUCGCUACAUUUCUCUCACACAUUCAUGGCCGAUGAUAGUAGUGAUCAGAGAAGUCUCUUCAGUGGCAAAACUGGUGUCUUACUAAUUGCCAUGGGUUUAGCUAGUUUUUUGGUCACAGUUUAUCAUCUCAUAUUCCUUUGCUGCCACCAUGCCCGCCGUAUAAGGCGUCUAGAACUAGCCGCCGCCGCCGCUGCCGCCACACUAACAGCGGACACUAGAGAGGGUAACACCCCGAUUUCAGACCUGAUUCCGGCUCACAAGUAUGUGAGGAAGAAUGGUGUGGUGGAUGGUGAUGAAGAUGAUGGAACUUGUGCUGUGUGCUUGGGAGACUUUGAAGAGGGUGAGGAGUUGAGGACAUUGCCCUUGUGCAUGCACUCUUUCCACGUACCAUGCAUUGAUAUGUGGCUCCAUUCACAUUCCACCUGUCCGGUUUGCCGGACCAAUGCAACGCCAUCGCCAGCAGUGGCCCACCAGCUGCCAGAGAUUGCUCCAAGUGAGGUGAAUACACAUCAGAGCAUAGAUAUGACACCCAUAGCUCUUGCACAGAUUGGAUUUGGGCGAUGAAAUAUUGAUGUUAAAUACAAAAAAAACCAGUAACACUAUUGUAUUAUGAGUCUUCAUGUAUAUCCAUAGUAAGAAAUGUCAGAUUAAAUUUGACAUUUUCAAGUGGACCAAACUUAGUAUGAAGGAAGGAUCUUCAACAUUAUUUUCUUACUCAUUCUCUCUCUCUCUCUCUCUCUCUCUCUCUUUAUCAUCCCUCACUAUAAUGGUUGACAUCCUUCAGAGACACUUUGUAAACCCAGAGGAUGUAAAAAGUCUUACUAAAAUAUAUCAAUAUUAGCCUUGAAAUUAAUGAGCUUCAAUUUGAGUUACUAAGUUAAGUACUGGCAAUAUGAAUGAGACACAAGGAAUUUAUUUUUCCCAGAGGGCAAUGCCCAUCCCCAAAUUUGAAUUUUCAAAAUUUGGAGCUUCACUCACCAAAAAAUAAAAUCUCAGCACAAAACACAUC
This is a messenger RNA of Lotus japonicus, 1086 nucleotides long. RefSeq names its product RING-H2 finger protein ATL52-like. Gene Ontology annotation, biological process: protein ubiquitination. Bases 102 to 641 code for a protein of 179 amino acids. NCBI's taxonomy places the organism in Eukaryota, Viridiplantae, Streptophyta, Magnoliopsida, Fabales, Fabaceae. The transcript has a single exon. The record is from RefSeq and is a predicted model, not a curated record.